GUAAUGCGCGCCACAGUUGCUUGCCAACGGCUAUUAAACAAACGAAGAAAAGGAAGCCAAGAAGGAGUAGGAACACUCGGCGGUGUGAUUCAGUGUACAAAAGUCACGCUGUGCAUACAGAGUAAUUUGCAUCUUGCGUGCUGCCUUCAUUUGGAGUCCAUUUCAACAUUAUCUGUGACCCAACAGCACCAGAGGAGACCCUUUUUGCAUUUGGAUCUUCAGCAGAUGAUACUUUCAACACUUUGACAAGAUUGACAUUGGUUUUAGGUAUCUCUCUUUCCUUGUGGCAAAACAGUUGAAGCAACAUGUUCAGAGCCACGACUGGACUGCUGAGUUACCCCAGCACCUGAUCCGCACAAAUAUUCUCCAUAGAAAAAGACUGUCAAACUGCAAAACUAUCACACUACAACUGGAUCUGUCUGCUGCUAUGUAUCACCACCGGUCUCAGUCACAAGACCAACAGUCUUUCCCCAGUGUGUCAAGGCUUGGUCAGAAUCAACAAACACAUCUACAACAUAAUUCCCCUGCCUCUAACAUGCAUGGCUUCCCAUUUCCUCGCCGUACUCAACUUCCUGAUGAGCUAGAGUCAGCUCUGUCUAUUCGAGGAGCCAGGGAUACAGACCACCGCCUAUCUGACCACACAAAUCAGCAAAGUCAACAUCAGGGAAAACGCCAAGUGUCUAUAGUCAGUCAACAUGGAGGCUACAGUUCAAGCCCAAUAGCACUCAGCUCUGAUAAUCAAGCGAAUCAGCAAAGGGCAGACUGGUCAAGCUUUCAGCCUCCAAAUAAACUGUUUGCAAGCCCUACAUCUGGUGGAAGUCAUCACUCUCAUCAUCAGGGCCCUCACCAGCAGUCUCAGAGUAACCAAACAGGAACAACCAUUCCAAGUUGGACAUCAGGCAACAUGUCCUCUUCUCAAGUCCAGCGACUAUGUCGUGUUGGUGCGCAAGGCCAGGGUUUGUAUACACCUGAAAAUGCAGGAAGUAUCUUGGCAAGCUUUGGACUAUCAAAUGACGACCUUGAAGUGUUGAGUCAUUACCCAGAUGAUCAGCUUACCCCAGACACAUUGCCGUUUAUACUUCGUGACAUACAAAUCAACAAAUCGGACAACCAAAAUACCGUGGCACCCAACAUUCAUGACAAGCUGCUCCUUCCAACAACCUCUUCCCAGCUCAAAGGUUCAUCCUCCCCUGAAGUACCCAGUCUUUUGACUGUUACAAAAACAGCAGGUCAAGUCAUUGACUAUGGUCAUGCCAGCCGAGUAAAGGACAGUACUACUACAAAGACUUUUAAAAGAGAGAAACUUUCAAGCGCAAGAAAAGUUCAGAUGUACCCAUCAUCAUCCUCUGCAUCCACUUCAAAAGUAGAAAAGGUUGAAAAACGCCAGGUACGUUUGGUACACGUGGAAUCGAGCAGGCAUGGAGACCGGGACUAUCGUAGGACAAGUAGCGACCAUCACAAGAGGAGUCGGUCACGCAGUAGUGAUGGUCCACCAUCUAAAUCUCGUAUUGCAGACAAAGACUACAGGCACAAUGGAUCAAAGCCAAGGUUCUCAGCUGAACCGAAGAACGAGCUGCCCUCAAGGCACUCUAGUUCCUCUUCAUCUGGCACAGCUUCACAGGAUACCAGCAAGAAGUUGCCUACUUCUGCCUUGAUAAGUGAUUUCUCUGGCACGUGUCCGAAAGUGUUUCCUCAUUCCUGCACCCUGUGCCACAUUGAGUGUGAUCAUGAAAAGGACUGGUUUGACCACGUUAAUACUGUUAACCACACAGCCGCCUGCAGGGACCUGCGCAACAAGUAUCCUGAAUGGAAACUAGAUCGGAAAAGCCCUACCCACAGCGCGAGCGGAUUGGAGCCUCCUUCCCACAAACCUGGCUGGUCUUAUUCUCAUAACGACCGUUACCAUUACUUUGCAGGAAGUGGAUCAAGUCAAAGUGGUUUGAAGCGCCCUUACAAUGAUCUAAACAAACAAUCUGACACCAGCUUGAAGUUUUCUAACUCCAAGGCUGAUCAUGGACGAUCUCACUUCUCCGCUAAUACAGACAAGAAGGCAACAAGGCCUGGAAACAAAACCACUAAAACUGCACCUACCAAGGCUGAUGAGCAUUCCACUAAGCCUCCACCAGCCAAAAAGAAAAACACAUCGACUUCAGCAUUAUCAGACUCCAUAGAAGAACGCCUCGUUUACCUGACUGGGAUUCCAAAGCAAACCACAGAGCAGGAAGUUACUAAAUUAGUGGCGUCCUUUGGCAAGAUCAACAAUGUGAUUCUCAUCCCAUGCUUUGAAAAAGAAAGUGAUACCUUGAAGGCAUCGGUGUGCAUGGAAAAAGCUGCAGAUGCUCAGGCUUUGGCAAACUCUGCAAACAUCAAAAUUGGAGAUCAGCUAAUCACUGCUUCAGUGGCCAAGAAAUCAGAACCAGGCCAGUCUCCUGUCUGCUCCAACAGCAAACCUAUUUCAAGUUUGGACAAAGUUGCGGAUAGAAAAGACUUAACGGUUGAUGCUAACCAGAACAUUUUGGCAAAGAAGGGCUUAGUGCUUAUCACAGGACUUCCUGGUUGUGACUGCUCAGAAAGUGACAUCAUCGAGCUCAUUCAGCCAUUCGGACAUCCAACUGACAUUAUCUUGGCAUCAUCAGUCAGAAAGGUUCUCGUGUCUCUGCCAGAUGUGGCAACUGCUCAAGAGGUGGUGAAAGUUCACUCUUCAACUCCUGCAAAAAUGAAGGAUUGUGAACUCAAGAUGGUGAAUAUCAAGCAGCAUAUUGGCAUCGACACACCGGUGGCUCUCUACAAUCUACUGAUACAGUCACUGGACCCAUUGGAGAGUUCAGUUCCAGUUGGCUGGAACAGUCUCUUGGUGAUCAGUAAUGUUCCUAACACAUCGACAAGCUCCUCAGAUGUAAAGCAACUGGUUGAGCGUUUUGGCACAGUUGUCAAAAGUCUGGAACUCAAGAAUAUGGUUAUUUGCGAAAUGACAACUGCACCUAUGGCGUUGUCUGUCUACAAACGUUUCCAGAGAUUCCCAUGCGUUAUCCAGAGCAACCAUCUGUUAUUUUCGCGCAAGCCGGACCCCAAAGCUAGCACGCGGACUCAAAUCUGUUCUCCAAACCUGCAUUCACCUAAGGAUAUUCUUGAACGUGAUGACUGCAAAUCAGGUGCAAAUAACCAAGAGGCAAAAGGAAAUGAAGAAAACUAUUCUCUGAAAAAGAAUAAACAAGGGCCAGAGAUGUUAAACAGCCCUGAGAAGGUGGUCAGUGAAGAUGACGAGAUGGCAAAGAAUGGGAGCAAAAUUGUCACAAAUACAGACCAAGUGCCUUAUUCUGCAUAUGAGGCAGACAGACUGUCAAAGACCAACAAGGUAAACAUACCAGCUAUUCAAGCAGACAUGAAGACCAACAAGGAAUUGUCAGGUGAAGCAGACAUGAAGACGAACAAGAAAAUGUCAGCUCUUGAAACAGACAAGGAGAUCCCCACUAUUGAAACAUACAUGAAGACCGUCAAGGAGAUGUCUAUUGAAACAGACAUGAAGACGGACAAGGACAUAUCCGCUAUUAAAACAGACACAGAGACGGAAAUGGACACGUCCGCUAUUGAAACAGACAUGAAGACGGACAAGGACAUGUCCGCUAUUGAAACAGACACGAGGACGGACAAGGACAUGUCCGCUAUUGAAACAGACACAAAGACGGAAAUGGACACGUCCGCUAUUGAAACAGACAUGAAGACGGACAAGGACAUGUACGCUAUUGAAACAGACACGAGGACGGACAAGGACAUGUCCGUUAUUGAAACAGACACGAGGACAGACAAGGAGAUGUCCGCUAUUGAAACAGACACAAAGACAGACAAGGAGAUGUCCGCUAUUGAAACAGACACGAAGACAGACAAGGAGAUGUCCGCUAUUGAAGCAGACACGAAGACAGACAAGGAGAUGUCCGCUAUUGAAGCAGACACGAAGACAGACAAGGAGAUGUCCGCUAUUGAAGCAGACACGAAGACAGACAAGGAGAUGUCCGCUAUUAAAACAGACACAAAGACGGAAAUGGACACGUCCGCUAUUGAAACAGACACAAGGACGGACAAGGACAUGUCCGCUACUGAAACAGACACGAGGACGGACAAGGACAUGUCCGCUAUUGAAACAGACAUAAGGAUGGACAAAGACAUGUCCACUAUUAAAACAGACACAAAGACAGACAAGGAGAUGUCCGCUAUUGAAGCAGACACGAAGACAGACAAUGAGAUGUCCGCUAUUGAAACAUACACGAAGACAGACAAGGAGAUGUCCGCUAUUAAAACCGACACAAAGACAGACAAGGAGAUGUCCGCUACUGAAACAGACACGAAGACCGACAAAGAUAUGUCUGCUAUCAAAAUAGACUUGAAGACGGACAAGGAAAUGUUCUUUAUUGAUACACACAGGCCCACUAUUGAAACAGACAUGAAGACUGAGAAGAAGAUGUCUGAUGUUGAAACAGACAUGAAGACUGACAAGAAGAUGUCUGAUAUUGCAACAGACAUGAAGACAGACACGGAGAUGACCGUUAUUGAUACUAAUAUGUCCACUAUUGAAACCGACAUGAAGGCGGACAAAACGGUGACAACUAUUAAAACGGUCAUGCAGACAACCAUAAAUGAAACUAAGCUCGGAGAAGAGAUAUCUACAGAUAUGGCCAUAGCAGAGUUAACCAAGGAUGCUCAAAAGGCGAAAGACACCGGAAAAAGAACUGGCGGCCUUUCAAAUAAAAUGGCAAUUUCUGCAGAUGGAGAUCAGACACAUCUGGAGUCCGAGAGGGAAAAGGCGGAUGAUGAAACAAAAGAGACGAGGAGAAAAAGAGCAGUUGAUGUAACAAACGAGUCAGUAAAGAGCCACAUAGAGCCGGCUUUAAGGACACAAGACAGGGUGAGAAUUGAAAGAGAGGCCAGAAGGGAGAAGGAAGCAAAAGAGAGAGAGAGACGAGAGAAGGAGAGGAGACUCUGGGAGAAGGAGCGCAGGGCCAAAUGGGAGAACGAGCGGGAGGAAAGAAUUAUGAGACAUAGGCGUGAAAGAGAAAGGAGGGAUAGAAAGAGGGAUCGUGAUGAUAGGUCCUUAGAACUUAGAUCAUCUUACAGGUCGGAGACACAUAAGACCUCCUCCUUCGAUAAGCCGGCAACUUCAAGAAAAUCAGAUGCUAAGCCACCUGAAAUGGGUAUGGAUGGGGAUUUUGAUUCCUUUCCAUUUAACAUGAGUGAAUUUGUGACCGUGGAUGAAGUAGGGGAUGUGAUUGACUUCCCCAACUCUCCUCCUGCUGCUGCUCCAGAGGAUACGACAAAACAAGAGCAACAGGAUUCCCCGACAUGUGUCCCACAGAGCGCUCUUGAGGACACACCUUUGGAAAUCACAGAGGGAAUGUUAAUAUGUCAGCCUGUGAAGUCUGAUGACCCCUUAACGGAGUGUCAACAUCAGCCCAUUAAGUCCGAUGAGCCCAUAACUGAUUGUCAGCAUCAGUUUGGUGAUUCCAUAUCACGAUGUGAAGAUCCGCCUACAUUCUCAGCUGAGACCAAUUUAUCAUCGGAUGUGAUGGGCAUGCUGAGCUGCGAAACUGCAGCCCCACCCACAGAAGCUCAACAAGAAAUCUCUCCCUUUGACCCAAACCUUGUGCCAGCUUGUCAACCAGAAGAGUGUGAGACAGAUGGUCCCACUACAGAGAUGGGUAUGACUGCAGAAAUUAAAGCUGCAGAAGGAAAGGAAGAUAAAACGGCAACCCUGGAUAGCAGCCCUGGAAAGGAGAGUGUGACCAUGAUGUUGAAUAAAGAAGAGGAAAAGAUGCAAAAAACAGAGGACAAAGAGACAAGCAUUCCAUCUCAGGAGCCAGUAAAGCAUGAGGUGUCUGAGAACCCAACAAUCACAGAAAAGAAGAGUGAUAUAGAAACGCCAACAACUACAGACAACGCUCUCCAUUUUGACCCCAGCAACCCAGUUGGUAUGGAAUUCUUGAUGCCAAAAACCGGCUUCUUCUGUAAGGUGUGUAACCGUUUCUUCAGCGGAAACAAGGACGCUCAAAUCACUCACUGCAAAACCUUCAAGCAUUUUGAGAACCUGCAGAAACACUUGGAGAGGAACAAAAAGGUGGAUGCAACGUCCAGCUGAUUUUGUUAACAGCUUUUGAGCGAAUAACGACAUUCAUCUUGUUUUAUUUCUUGUUGCACCUGUGAAACGAUGACCUACAAAUGUUUUAUCUUCAGUCCACUGCGACAGUAAGUCAUCAAUCAUUUGUAUUCUUCAGACUUUCUGAUCAAGAUCCAGGUUCAAUUUCUUUAAACGACUGCAGUAACUGAACUAAAAAAAUCAAAACAUGAUCUUUAGGCACACUAUAUGAUUUCAAAACAGUAACCCUAAAGAUACUCAUUAUUUAUGUGGUCUUCUUCACGUGUUAACGUGGUUGUGAGAGGGAAUAGAUUGGCUGAUGAAAGAUGUUUCAGAUAUUUGAACAUAUUUGAUGUAACUGACAUCAAAUACCAUUAAUCAGUGCAUGUCUCAUAGAUUUCUUCAUAGAUGUUUUAGCGUAGUUAGUCUAGUCAGUUAUUGUUCUGAUCCUGUUUAAACACUUGGACAUUUUUCAUGUAAUAUUCAAUGGAAAAUGGGCCAAUUCUGAUUUACAAACAUGACUGCAAAUAAUUUUUCUGAUUUAGUUUUUUGUUUUUCUUUUAGUUUUUUCAGCUUCUUGAUUAGUUGACCUUGUACUUUGCAUUAAAGAGCUUGCUUGGUAUGACA
Molecule: messenger RNA, 6751 nt
Organism: Entelurus aequoreus (snake pipefish)
Lineage: Eukaryota; Metazoa; Chordata; Actinopteri; Syngnathiformes; Syngnathidae
Product: zinc finger protein 638-like
Exons: 24
Coding region: 428-6127 (1899 amino acids)
Cellular component (GO): nucleus
Molecular function (GO): zinc ion binding; RNA binding
Source: RefSeq, a predicted model, not a curated record